UCGCGAUAGUCGAUGUAAAUAAAUAGGCGCAAGCUAGCUAAGCGGAUUGAUAGUCUGCGGUGUACAGUGCGAUAGUGAAGAUCUCGUAGGACGAAAUUAGUGAACGCAAAUAUAGUGACUUGGAAAGGGAUAAUUAGUAGUACUCUGAGAUAAGCGCAGUAUAUAAUCUACAUAAGAUAACCCGUGCAUAAGGAUGGUGAACGAUAUAACCAACGAAAAGCAACGCACCUACUGCGUGAUUGGUGCGGGAACCGCCGGGCUAUGCGCCGCCCGCCAUGCUCUCCAAUCGGGUGGCGAAGUGACCGUAUUCGAGAUGGCGUCGCAGUUGGGAGGCACGUGGGUGUUCAACGAGGAGGUGGACAAGAAUGAGUACGGCAUAGAUGUACAUUCCAGCAUGUACAAGGGCUUGAAGACCAACCUACCCAAGGAGAUCAUGGGCUAUCCGGAUUUCCCGAUUCCGGAACAGGACAGCAGCUACAUUCCAGCGGAGGAUAUGCUGAGAUUUUUCCAAUAUUUUUCGGAUUACUUCGGAAUUACGGAAAGCAUAAAGUUCAGUCACUACGUGAUAAGAAUCAAGCCCACCAAGGACGAGAAACAAUGGGAAGUAAUUGUUCGAGAUUGUCCGAAUGAUCAAUUGAAGACAUUCUACUUUGAUUACGUGUUGGUAUGCAACGGCCACUAUCACACGCCCAGGUUACCAAACUACCCUGGGAUACAUUUAUACAAAGGAAAGCAGAUGCACAGCCAUGAUUAUCGAUGUAACGACCCAUUUGUCGGCGAAACAGUGUUGGUGAUCGGAGCUGGUCCCUCAGGUAUGGAUAUGGCGUAUGAAAUUUCCAAAAAGGCCGAACGGGUUACUUUGAGUCACCACUUGAAGGACACACCUAAAACGGUGUUCCCAGAUAACGUCAUUCUAAAACAUGACGUAGCUCGGUUGACCGAGACCGGUGUGGUGUUUGCGGACGGAACAUCGCAAGAUUUCAGCGUUAUUUGCUACAGUACAGGGUACAAAUACACAUUCCCAUUCUUGAGCUGUGAUUGCGGAAUUAUUGUGGAGGACAAUUAUGUCCAGAAGCUGUACAAACACUGUAUCAACAUCCGUUAUCCGACGAUGGCUUUCAUAGGAUUGCCGUUCUAUGUUUGCGCGGCCCAGAUGAUGGACUUGCAGGCUCGAUUCUGCAUUAAGUUCUUUAGUGGAGCGAAGCAGCUGCCUUCGCAAGAAGAGAUGGAAGCCGAUACCAACACUGAAAUGGAGGAGCGCUGGAGUAGAGGUAUGAAGAAGCGUCAGGCGCACAUGAUGGGACCACAAGAGGAUCGGUACUACGACGAUUUGGCACACACAGCCGAGGUGGAGCCUAUCAAGCCGGUAAUCAAGAAGCUGCAUAAACUUUGUGCCUUCCGGUUCAGUGAAGAUUUGGUCAAUUUUCGGAAAGAUAAAUUUAGAAUUAUUGACAAUGAAACUUAUGUAAAAAUAAAUUAGUAUGAUUAGUGUGAUAACGAAUUUGAUAUAGUGUAAUAAUCAAUAAUAACAAACAAUUAAUAUUUAAUUAUGAGAAGUAAAGAACUAGCUAUGUAACUAUAAAAGUGAAACAGGGGCAUAAUUCAUGAACGCUUCCUAAGUUGUAUAUACACAAUAGUUUAAGAUUGUUCAAUUUUUGAAAUAAUAAGAGAAAAAUCAAUGAUGAUGGUGCUUAUAACAUUAGGCUACUUCCAUGUAAUAAAAUAAAAUACUAAUAAAACUACUUAUUAAUUCAAACAA
This is a messenger RNA of Armigeres subalbatus, 1759 nucleotides long. Its product is annotated as senecionine N-oxygenase-like. Gene Ontology annotation, molecular function: flavin adenine dinucleotide binding; NADP binding; N,N-dimethylaniline monooxygenase activity. Lineage: Eukaryota; Metazoa; Arthropoda; Insecta; Diptera; Culicidae. Bases 194 to 1480 code for a protein of 428 amino acids. The transcript is spliced from 3 exons. The record is from RefSeq and is a predicted model, not a curated record.